AGCUUACAAGGAAGAACCUGUUAGCAUUAGCCCUUAAAGGUGGGCAAUGCAGCGCUUAUGUCUGGACAGGUGAUUUGGACAGUUUGGAUUAUCUGUGGGGCCCACAAUAAUGUGGUUGUACACAAUAAUAAGGGCUUUAUUGUAUCAUAUCCUCACAUAGGGAAAAGACACAUAUGGUUUCUCUCUCUCAGAAUGAGUUGUGGAGACAUUUUCAAAUAGAAGUCACUGGUGGGUAGACUUUCUAGUUUCUAUACAUACAAGUCUUGGUCAGAACUUCUUCACACAUUUUGCACAUCAGCACAUCCCAUACAGGUGUGCAUUUGGGUGUGAGCAAGCAAGCAAGCGAGCAACAUAAUCAUCAAUGGCAAAUACAGGUAUAGUCUUCCAAAUCCAAUUUCUUGUGUAUUUGAUGCAUGAGAUCCAUGGGGUCGAGGCCGAAUCAGCAGUUACAUGUGGUAUCAGAGACGUAUCGAAAGUUAGGAUUUAUGUUCCUCCAUAUGGGAUCAAGGCCAAAUCAGCGGUUACAUGUGGUAUCAGAGACGCAUCGAAAGUUAAGAUUUAUGUUCCUCCACCGAUUGUUAUAUGGCUAGAUGGGAUUGUAUUGAUUUGCCCUCUGAUCACAUGUGGAUAACUAAUUUUCAAUCAUAUAGGAUUAUAUUGUCGUUAGAAGAGGAAUGAUGCAACCUGAUCUCAGUUUUGAUCAUUGCUUUGGUAGAUUUUUUGUCCUGUUCAGAAAUGUUCUAGCUCUGUUUUCUGAAGCGAUCUGAGUAUCAAACAGUUUUGAUUUACAUUUGGGUCCGGUGAUAGAUUGGUUACUGCUGUGAAUUCCAACCUUUAUGUAUCAUCCAGACAUGGAUUAUGAUCUGAUAUUGCAUUCAGUUGCGAUCUAUUUGGCAUCAAAAUCUCCUCACCUCAUAAUGUUCUGAUAGUCCACGUUCCUGAAUCUCAAACUGAUCAUGCUUCUACUGAGUUUUGAUUCAAUGAUCUGACCAUCAGUUGAUGAAUACCUCUGUGGCUCCCCUAUUCGUGUUGCAUGCUUCCUGCUGCUUGCGAUGUCCUCAUGCUGCAGCAGAUAUGUUGAUAGAUCCAAAAGUGUACUUGCCGAUACUUGUAGCACUGCUCUUUCAACGUGAGAUCUCUUUUACUGAAGGAUUGCCGCUGGGGAAUUGCACUGCAAUGGAAAAAACUUGCAUAGAACAGGAAUCGGAAUCUUCAUCAGUGGGCAUUUCGGAGGUACCUGGGGAGCCCGCUAUUGUUAUUAAUGGGGUUCCAAACAUGGCCCCAAUUGAUGGUGCUUCCACUUCCUCAGACUCCACAAGCGACUCAGAAUCGGAAGUUAAUCCUGGCUUCGGUGAAUGGUUGGAAGGCAGGGGAGUUAGAAAGAUGUUUGGUGAUCAGUAUUAUUCUGGAAAGGUGGUAAAGUUCGAUGCAGAAUCAAAUUGGUACAGGGUUGUGUAUGAAGAUGAUGACUUUGAAGAUCUCGAGUGGCAGGAGUUGCAAGAAGUACUUCUUCCCCUUGAUAUUGCGAUUCCGCUGGAAGCAUUGGCUUUGAAAAUACACAAGUAUGAGAAAUCAGUUGAUGGGUCUGAAGAAAAUGCCUCCAGAUCAAGGAAAAAUCAUGCGAAGAAUCCGCCAGUUAGGAGGAGGUCAGUGGAGGCAGGCUGGGGAGCUUUGGUAUCCAAGUCAAGGGAAAGACCAAGCAAAGAACAUGUGGAUGGGCUGACAGAAAGACGAAAAAGGGGAAGACCAAGAAAAGAACAUGUGGAUGGGCCAAAGGAGAGACGCACAUUUUUGGGAAACACAGCUAGAGCUGAAAGCCAGAAGCGAAAACAAAGUAUGAUUGAGUACAAUACCAAUGAAGCAAAAAGCACAGUUCUGAAUGACUCAUGAUUGCAGAAAAUGGCUGAGACUGAGAGUGCUAUCUCCUUGCUUUGACUUGUGCCAUUCCAUUGAGCUUCUUUUGUUUGAUCUUCAUCUUCAGGAACAUCAACUCCAAAGCAAGAUUGUAAAUGGAACUGUCACAGGAGAGAAUUUGUUUCAAUGCCAUCCACAUCAGAUGCUUGCCAUCUACAUUUGGGGUCUCUUGGAGAGUUCUGCCUUUCGAAUUGGAAGCCCGGGCUGUGGUGCUAUAACUGCAUCCUUGACACAGUCCAUCUACCUGUUUGGUAAGUGUCGAUGGUUAGAUGCCUGCAACUGGAAUGAAUUUUUGAAUAUGCAAGGGGAAGGAUCAUCAAGAAUUGGUUUUGGUAGAGAUGUUCCACAUGGCACACCCAUACAAGAUCCAGACGUCUAUUAGGUUUUUACACUGGAUGGGUGUACGUCAAAUCAAAGUAAUCAGAUGAUCCUAGCCGCUCGUCGGAGGGCCCUUUGCCAUUUAAUGUUGAUAGUUGGGACUUUUUGUCUCUAACCACUGAAUUGUCAUCCUUAGAAGCCACCCAAGCAGCGGCACUGAUUACCUGUAUGCCUAGGGCCCAGCAGAUGAACGGCCUGGAUCUUGUUUAUACCUCGGGGUUAACCAUCGCUAUAAGACUUGCAGCUGAUAACCUGUUGUAGAACUGUUACAAUUCAGUACAACCUUGCAAAUGUGUUAUAAAGUGCAUUGUCCAA
Molecule: messenger RNA, 2607 nt
Organism: Magnolia sinica
Lineage: Eukaryota; Viridiplantae; Streptophyta; Magnoliopsida; Magnoliales; Magnoliaceae
Exons: 2
Coding region: 1000-1890 (296 amino acids)
Source: RefSeq, a predicted model, not a curated record